GGGCCAAGCCGAAUUUUUUACUUGGCAAAUUUAAAUAUAUAUAAAUCAUCAUUUCAUCAUAUUUUGGCUCGUAUACAUCUUUUUAAUAAUUUGAAGUUUUUAAUAAAAUGAAUGCAAUACAAUUAGCGAAAAAAUACCCUCAAAUAUCGCAACAAGGGAUUUUCGAUCUCGUUGCACAAUUCAACAAAAUUGAUCUUGAUGGCAAUGGUGCUCUCGAACAAAAAGAAGUUGUUAAGGCUCUACAAGAAAUGGGUGAGAGCAAUUCAUACGAUGAAAUUCGGGCCACGCUGAAAGAAAUUAACUUGAGCUCAACUGGUAAUGUUGAGCUUGACGAAUUCGUUGAGCUCAUUGUAAAACUCAGGGAAGGUCGUAACAAAAGUGCUUUUGCGGUCAACAAACACAAAAUUACCGUUCAUGGUACUAGUCGGAAUGUUUCUCAUACUAUCAACGAGGAUGAGAGAACCGAAUUUACCAGACAUAUUAAUCAGGCAUUAGCUGGUGACCCUCAUGUUAGUGAUAAAAUUCCAAUCGACACAAAUACUAUGCAAUUGUUCGAUGAAUGUAAAGACGGAUUAAUCCUUGCAAAACUUAUCAAUGACUCUGUUUCGGACACAAUUGAUGAACGAGUCUUAAAUGUACCUGGAAAAGGAAAGAAGAUCAAUAAGUUCAAGAUGACAGAAAAUAAUAAUCUAGUAAUUUUUUCUGCAAAGGGAAUCGGCUGUAAUGUUGUAAAUAUUGGAUCAGCUGACUUAAUUGAAGGCAGAGAACAUUUAAUUUUGGGCCUUAUCUGGCAAAUUAUCAAAAUUGGAUUAUUAAACAAAAUAGAUAUUAAGCUUCACCCAGAGUUGUAUCGUCUUCUGGAAGAUGAUGAAACUCUUGAGCAAUUUUUAAAAUUACCUCCGGAUCAGAUUUUAUUAAGAUGGUUCAAUUAUCAUUUGAAGGCUGCCAAAUGGGAUCGAAGGGUUACGAACUUUAGCACAGAUGUCAAAGAUGGUGAAAAUUAUACAGUACUUUUAAAUCAACUUAAACCCGAAAUUUGUUCACGUGAACCAUUAAAUGAGCCUGAUCUCCUAGAACGUGCUGAAAAGGUUCUACAAAAUGCCGAGAAAUUAGGAUGCAGAAAAUACUUGACUCCAAAAGCCCUUGUCACAGGAAAUCCAAAAUUAAAUUUGGCCUUUGUUGCACAUUUAUUUAAUACUCAUCCCUGCUUGGACCCACUUGAUGAAGAAGAAAAGGCAGAACUUGAAGAAUUUGAUGAUAGUGAUGAUAGAGAAGCAAGAGUAUUUGCACUCUGGCUUAAUAGUUUGGAUGUUACACCGGCAGUAAAUAAUCUAUAUGAAGAUGUGAAGGAUGGUUUAAUUCUUCUUCAAGCAUUUGAUAAAAUUGUUCCAAACACAGUUAAUUGGAAAAAAGUUAAUAAAUCAUCAAAUUUAUCAAGAUUCAAACAAGUGGAAAACACAAAUUAUGCGAUUACAAUCGGUAAAGAUCUACGGUUUACACUUGUUAAUAUCCAAGGAGCCGAUAUUUGUGACGGAACGAAAACUUUAAUCCUUGGUCUUGUCUGGCAGAUGAUGCGUAUGAAUAUUAUUCAGACUUUAACAAGUUUAUCCAAAGGCGGCCGAGAUAUUACUGAUAAUGAUUUAAUCAAGUGGGCCAAUGAUACUGUAUCUCGUGGUGGUAAAUCCUCAAAAAUAAGUAGUUUUAAGGAUCCAGCAUUAAGAAAUGGUAUAUUCUUGAUUGACUUGUUGGACAGUAUUAAGCCAGGAAUUGUAGAUUAUUCCUUAGUAACGAAAGGAGUCUCUGAUGAUGAUGCUACGCUGAAUGCUAGAUACGCAAUUUCUAUUGCGAGGAAGAUAGGCGCUACCAUAUUUUUACUGCCAGAAGAUAUUGUUGAAGUUAGACCUCGACUUAUCCUAACGUUUAUUGGUUCUUUAAUGGCACUGAAAUAAGCAUCAUUUCUUUUUGGAUCUUAUGACCCAUAUGAUUGCAAAUUUAGUAUUUAACAUAUUUAUUAUUAUACUUGUAAUAAACAUGUAAUUCUGUUUGGCAAAUCUGAACCUCACUGCAAAAUAAAUAAGAUAUGCUUGCUGUAACUUUUUAAUUUUGUUUUAAUGACUGAUGAUCUUGUAUUUUUUAAUAUUUAAAAUCUGUUGGUAGCCAUGUCCCCACGAACUCUGUUAUAAUCUGGAAGUCCUUCAACUGGGCCAACUCCAACUACAGCAACAUCUUGAUCCCACAAAUAUUCUCCAG
Rhizophagus irregularis DAOM 181602=DAOM 197198 is the source of this 2250-nucleotide messenger RNA. RefSeq names its product fimbrin. Gene Ontology annotation, biological process: actin filament network formation; actin filament bundle assembly. Lineage: Eukaryota; Fungi; Glomeromycota; Glomeromycetes; Glomerales; Glomeraceae. The record is from RefSeq and is a predicted model, not a curated record. Gene Ontology annotation, cellular component: actin filament bundle; cytoplasm; actin filament. Gene Ontology annotation, molecular function: calcium ion binding; actin filament binding.